AUGAAUCAACUUCAAGUGACAAAACUUGGUCAUCGUAAAAAGUUUAAAAAACUUGUUGAAGCACUUAAAAAGAAUUCAAAUAUUACAAAUUUCCUUGAAACACUUUCAGAAAAUGAUUCCGAUAUGAUUCCACCAACAAGUAGUAGUAGCAGUUCUAAUAAUAUUAAUAAUAAUAAUAAUGGUACUGCUAGUAAUAGUACAGGUGGAGGUGGAAAUUUCACACAAACAGCUCAACCAUCUAAUUUCCAAAAUAGUAACUUGUCUGAAUUGAGUGCAGGUAGUUCAGGAGGUGGUGUUUCAGCUGAUUUAGUUUUUAAAUGUUAUCAUGCUGAAGAUGUUCAUUUAAUUGCAUUGAAAAGAGAUAGAGCUACUUUUAGUGAAUUGAAAUUAAAGAUUAUUGAAGAAUAUAAUUGUUUAAAACCAAUUAUUAAAUACCGUGAUACAGAAGGUGAUUUUAUUAAUAUUAGAAAGGAAGAAGAUUUUAAUAUUUGUAAACAAAAUGUUCCAGUUGACUCUGCUAUUAGAUUAUAUAUUACAACUGAAAAUGAUGCAGAUGACACUUCAAGUCAAACAAGUGGAAGUGAAAUGUCAUCAUCAAAUACUGCACAACUUCAUGCUCAACGUCAUACAGAUCAAUUUCCAUCAAUUUAUGCCUCAGAUGAAGAACCAGAAAUGGAUGAUGGAGCUGUUUUCUUUGAUGACUUUGUUGAUUCUGUAAUUAUUAUUACAGAUGAUAAGAUUGUUCAAUAUAUGAACAAAUCUGCUGAAAAGGCAUUUGGUUAUACAAAGAAGGAAGUUAUUGGAAGAAAUGUCAAGAUUUUAAUGAGUAAUACUCAUAGAAUUCAACAUGAUAAUUAUGUUGAUAAUUAUUUAAGAACUGGUCAAGCUAAAAUUAUUGGAUCUGGAAGAAUGGUUGAAGCUCGUGCUAAGGAUGGUUUAAUUUUCCCAAUUUGGUUGAGUGUUGCUGAAUCUGCUUGGUUAGGAAGACAUGCUUUCACUGCUACAAUUCAAGAUUUAAGAAAGGAUAAGAGUAAGCAUAGUAAUUCUUCUGUUACUUCUCUUUUGGAAAACCUUGUUGAUGCUGUCAUUAUUAUUGAUCUAAAAUGUAAUAUUUGUUUCUUAAACAAGUCAUCUGAAAAGAUGUUUGGUUAUAAUAGAGAUGAACUUAUUGGAAAGAAUAUUAAACAACUCAUGCCUGAGAAGUAUUCCAUUAAUCACGAUUCAUAUGUUUCUCACUAUUUGGAAACUGGAGAAAAGAAAGUUAUUGGAAGAGGUAGAAAAGUUACUGCUAAAGAUAAGAGUGGAUCAAUGUUCCCAAUUUGGUUGAGCGUCAGUGAAACUAAAUUCUCAGGAGAACGAUCAUUUGUUGGUACUAUUCAGGAUCUAAGAAAGGAAAACUCUUUGGACAAGAUGUUGCACUAA
Messenger RNA from Naegleria gruberi, 1422 nucleotides. RefSeq lists its product as uncharacterized. NCBI's taxonomy places the organism in Eukaryota, Heterolobosea, Eutetramitea, Acrasida, Naegleriidae. The transcript is spliced from 2 exons. Bases 1 to 1422 code for a protein of 473 amino acids. Gene Ontology annotation, molecular function: protein binding. Gene Ontology annotation, biological process: regulation of DNA-templated transcription. The record is from RefSeq and is a predicted model, not a curated record.